Molecule: messenger RNA, 1566 nt
Organism: Mesorhabditis belari
Lineage: Eukaryota; Metazoa; Nematoda; Chromadorea; Rhabditida; Rhabditidae
Source: the annotation of a GenBank genome assembly
AUGCCCGACGAAAGUGAUGAUGAUGAAAUAAACAUUGAAAUGUUCGAUUCCUAUCUUGGCAUUCACGCCCAUUGUUCUCAUUGCAUUUUUGCGCAAUGCUCUUAUACAGAAUGCCCAAUGGAUCUUUGCAAGUAUUGUCAUAUUCCUUUGCAUUGUUGCAAAGUUGAGGAUCACACAGAGAUUUGUCUAAAGGUCCAAGUACCUUGCCUUAACUCACGAUUUGGUUGCAACGAGAUACUGAGAAGAGAUCGAAUCUCUGCCCAUCUUCCCUCAUGUCCAGCUAGUGCAAUUGUCUGCACAAGGGAAACGAAUUGGAAAUGUUUAAAUGAUGAAGCAAAGAUGCAGUUGAAGAGAUGGGGCAAAGGAAUUGAAAGCUAUGAAAGGGUUUCGAUUCCCGAAGAAGAAUUGGAUGUACUCUUGGCUCAAAAUGCUCAAGAGGAAAUCAUUCAGAGCUACAGUUACAGUCGAAAAAGUCGAGUCAGAUGCAGAGAUCGGAUCAAUAACAAACAUCCGAUAGUGCCUUUAAGAAGCCUGUUCACGGAUCGAGGCGAACAAAUCGGUCCAUUGGACAAAGAAAACCACGACCAAGGAGACAGUAGCGAUGAGGAGAGAGCUAUCGAGAAAGCAAAACGAAAAAAACAGCUGGCAAUGUUCGCGAACUGUUGGAUGUGUCAAUAUGAUCCGGCUAGUCAACAUUUGCAUACACUUGGAAAUGAGAAUCAAAAGUUUCGGCAUCAAACAAAGAAAAGGAAUACACCGAAAGAGAUUGGAACGUUCAAUUCAACCAGGAAAUUGAUGUUGGCCAUUGACGAGGAAUUCAUUCCGGAAGUGACGACUAAAGCCGAUAAUAUUUAUUAUUUGAGACGUGGUGGCACUGUUUAUACAAAAGUUUGUCUUGGGGUGAUUCGAAGGGACCACGUUUCGAAUCAUUUUAGAUCGCAACACGCUGAAGGAGAGAACCAAAUCCCUUGCAUGAUCCAACGGUGUCCUCUGUGGCAUCGCGGCUGCUCGUUCUACGUGACCCCGUUAAAACCAAGAAAUGGACGAAUACGCUAUUUUGAUGGAUGUUUCCAUUUCUGUCCAAACACUGAAGAAUCUCCCCUUGCCGAGCGCACUCUUGACACCGUGCCGCCAGUGAUUUUCUUCCAAAUCACAAAAUUUCUCUCCACGGCCAAUCUACGAGUCCUAUCAAUGGUAAACAAAUCAAUGAGAACGAUGUUGUUUCAACGUUUUCGCUGGCUUGGUGUUGUGGAGCUUUUGUGGAAGAAGAUAGACGGGUUCUGGGAGGAAAAUGGAUUUAAAUGGUCUUUUCCGAAAACUGAUCAACCUGCUAAUUUCUCAUACAAUUCUUGUCCAGAAAUGAAUCUCCAUAUUCCGAAAUGUCCCUACUCCGAUCCGAUCGAAUGGAGUGAAGCAAAGGUGCCAGUCUUCCCCGCCGAAUUCCUUUCCCCAAUCUUCGGGAGUGUUGAUGAAGCCAGAGCGGAUCUUUUUGUUUUACCCGAUGUUUGGAGAGGUGAUGCGCCAAGACUAGAGGAUUCGAAAGGAAGACUGAGAAAUGAAUGGAUG